UCGAUCACCAGAGCGGCUCACCUGUCGGACAAGAAGUUCCAGAUGGACCAGCAGGACCAGUCCUAUAUGUUUGCCAGUCUCACACGGCCGCAUUCUGAACAGUUGCUGCAAGGCCUUCAGCUCUUGCGGCAGGAUCAUGAACUAUGUGACAUUGUGCUCCGGGUGGGUGAUGCCAAGAUCCAUGCCCACAAAGUAGUGCUGGCCAGCAUCAGUCCUUACUUCAAGGCCAUGUUCACAGGUAACCUGUCAGAAAAAGAGACUGCUGAGGUUGAAUUCCAGUGUAUUGAUGAGACCGCCUUGCAGGCCAUUGUUGAGUAUGCUUACACUGGCACAGUGUUCAUUUCCCAGGAAACUGUGGAAUCCCUGCUACCUGCUGCCAACCUACUCCAAGUCAAGCUAGUACUAAAGGAGUGCUGCUCCUUCUUGGAGAGCCAGCUGGAUGCUGGAAACUGUAUUGGCAUCUCCCGCUUUGCAGAGACUUAUGGCUGUCAUGAUCUGUGCCUGGCUGCAACAAAGUUUAUCUGUCAGAAUUUUGAGGAAGUCUGUCAGACUGAGGAGUUUUUUGAACUAACAAGAGCAGAGUUGGAUGACAUUGUGUCCAAUGAUUGCCUUAAGGUGGUAACGGAGGAGACUGUCUUUUAUGCCCUGGAGUCGUGGAUUAAAUAUGAUGUAACGGAACGACAGCAGCAUUUGGCUCAACUGCUGCACUGUGUACGCCUUCCACUUCUCAGUGUCAAAUUUCUUACUCGUUUAUAUGAAGCCAACCAUCUUAUACGAGAUGACCACGCAUGCAAGCAUUUGCUCAACGAGGCCCUCAAAUAUCAUUUUAUGCCUGAGCAUAGACUCUCCUAUCAGACUGUGUUAUCUGCAAGACCAAGGUGUGCCCCGAAGGUGCUGCUGGCAGUAGGAGGCAAAGCUGGACUGUUUGCCACAUUAGAAAGCAUGGAAAUGUAUUUCCCUCAGACUGAUUCAUGGAUAGGUUUAGCCCCUCUCAGUGUUCCCAGAUAUGAGUUUGGAGUGGCAGUGCUUGACCACAAGGUGUACGUGGUGGGAGGGAUAGCCACACAUAUGAGACAGGGCAUAAGUUAUAGAAGGCACGAAAGCACAGUGGAGAGCUGGGACCCUGAAAGCAACACCUGGUCUUCAGUAGAACAUAUGGCUGAAUGUCGUAGCACACUUGGGGUGGUGGUCCUGGCUGGAGAACUAUAUGCACUGGGAGGCUAUGAUGGCCAAUAUUACCUCCAGUCAGGGGAAAAGUACGUCCCCAAAUUGAAGGAGUGGCAGCCCGUGGCACCAAUGACCAAGUCACGCAGCUGUUUUGCGACAGCGGUGCUGGAUGGUAUGGUGUAUGCCAUUGGAGGAUAUGGACCAGCUCAUAUGAACAGUGUGGAGCGGUACGACCCUAGCAAAGAUGCCUGGGAAAUGGUAGCCCCCAUGGCAGACAAGAGGAUCAAUUUUGGCGUAGGCGUCAUGCUUGGCUUUAUAUUUGUGGUGGGGGGACACAAUGGAGUCUCUCACCUGUCCAGCAUUGAGAGGUAUGAUCCGCACCAAAACCAGUGGACAGCCUGUCGACCGAUGAAUGAUCCACGCACCGGUGUGGGGUCUGCCAUAGUGGACAAUCACCUUUAUGUCGUGGGGGGUCACUCAGGAUCAUCUUACCUGAACACUGUCCAACGCUAUGAUCCAAUCUCAGACAGCUGGUUGGACUCCAGCGGCAUGAUUUAUUGCCGCUGUAACUUUGGUCUGACUUCCCUUUGACCCAUGGCCCAGCCAGCUAGCACCUAAUGAGUCAACUUGAAUAGAAAGAUGUUUGGUUUUUUUUCCACCCCCAGCUGUUGAAUCCUUUUCCGUCGCCACAUCCUUUUCAUCCUCCAGGUGCAAAAGGUUGCCAAAAAACCAGCAUGAGUAGCAGUGGACAAGAAACCUGCUGGUUGGAGGGAUGGAUGGAUGUACUAGGUUAGCUAGCUAGCUGGCAGGUCAGGGGGGUGCUGGGGGAUGUGGUUGCAGAGAAGAUGAAGAGCUUCCCUCUUGUGCCGACAAAGCAAUGUCUGCUGUCACGGCCGCGAGGAGAAUUCUACUCCGUCGACUAGUCCAAAAUGAAGACGAGGAGCCAUUCCCUGAGGACUAUGGGGGAGAUAAUUGUCAGAUUUUUGUUUCAAAAUUCAGUUACUUUGGCAAACAUUUUUCCCUUCGUUGUUUCUGUUAAAUCUUUUUUUUUUUUUUUUAAUUCAUAAUUCCUCCAGCUGCAACAAGCACUGUGUGUUCCAGUGCUGUUAGAACACGAGUUUGUGUCGUCGUAUGAAUGUUUGUCAGCCAUGUAGAUGUGUGUGUCCGUGUGUAAGGGGUAUCUGCAUGUCGGAUAGGAUUUUGUUUUAUCUGCAUGCAGAACAGAUGCUCAUGCUUGCUGACACGGGGUUCUGCAUCACAAUAUGUGCUUCACAUAAAUAGUAAAAUUGAAUUUUAUUUUUAUUUCCUCAACAAGGGCUUCUCUCACUUGUAAAUAGUCUAAAUUAAAUAUAUAGAUAUGAAUAUAAUAGUGCAUUGCCUGUAAACCUUUUAUCAUACUGGGUCACGUGAAUAUGCGUAUGAAGAUGUGUCGCAUUAUCUUCAUUCUCUGUCAUCGCCCCUCUUGCAUCUUUAAAGGCACGUACGUUGUGCUCGUCUCUUCCUUUUGUUGAACCUGACCCUCUAUGCACGCUUUGGUCUGUCUGCAAUGCCAACUGGUGCUAUAUUUAGGAUUGAAUGCGGGUUUGCGUUGCCUCACACAACUGGGUCAACCUCUGUCUGCUCCUUGAACGUCUUAAGUGUACAUCUGUUAAAACGUAUGCACCCACCCGUACAAAAAGCACUGAAAGAGAAUCGUGCACAUUCUCAAGUCGUCUUCUCCAAGAACAGGCAGCGUGCUUGUUUCCUCUGAAGACACUUACACAGACUCAUUGUCCCAGCCAGCCGCAGGUUAAAAUGCGUUCCCCGUUCAAGCAAGCUUUUGGUCAUGAAUCCAACAAAGUGCCAAAGCGUCUUCCCUGCCCCAAUCUACAGCCGUCACCCCUCAUGUUCCACAAAUUCAAUAUGUUUCUCCUUCACUCUGGCAUUAAAUCCUUUCAUGCUGUCCAAACAGCUGUAAAGGUGUCUUUGCUGACAGGCAGGCCCAGCAGAAUCAUGGAAGUAUUUAUAUUUGAGUCUAUUUGACAUACUUUGUGCACUUUUUAAUUUUUUUUUUUUUUUUUGCGAACGCUGAGUGGCAUUUACCAAACAAAUCCUUUGAUAGAUAUUGUAAGAUUUCCACAUAUGCAUUUAGGAUACUGGCAUUUCCAUCAUGCAAUAAUGAGUUGCGAGUCUCUUUAAAAAGCCAAGGCAAUCUUGUUAUUGCUGUAACAGAGCAUAUGUUGAUUUAACACUUGUGGCCGCAAACGUCUGAUCAACCACCAUUUAUUGAUGUAAGCUUCAUUUUGAUGUGCAUACUUGUUCAUUCCAUCCAUAUUUUUUUUUUGUACAGGUAGAGUCAAACAGUGAUUUAGGUAUAGAAGAUUAGCCACUUUUUUUUUUUUUUGGGGGGGGGGGGGGUAGUUGCUACACUUAAUGUACAAGAAUCUUCUGCAUUGCUCUUAAACAUUCUACUGAAUUAUUAAGAGAGGCUUUAAAUUAGGUUUACCUAGCAAAUUGAGAUGGGUUGUAUCAUUUUAAAUUUCUCACAUGUAAUGAAGUGAUUUUUUUUUUCAAAUGUAUUUUAGUACUGUGAAUUUGUGAAUGCAUAUUGUAUUUAUGAUUUAUAUUUUUGUUUCAUGUCCUGUAACCUUGUGUGUGACACAACACCCUUCCUGAAUGGGCAGCACGAAUCACGCAGGCGUAAUUAUCUGCUGCCACCAUUCAUUCAUUCACUCAUUUACCCAUACCACCUAUCCUCACUAGUUCUCUGUGUGUUCUGGAGCCAAUACAAUGUGUUUUUUUUUGGGGGGGGGGCUAUUAUUAUCAAGUGUACACAAACUGCUUUUGGAGGGGAGCUCAUAGUAAAUCUGCAAACGUGAAUCUGCAAAAAGAACAAGGAUGUAAAACCUGAGUUUGUACACUUGUGGCCUAACUAAUGUCAUUGCCGCCACUCUCACCAAAGUGCUUGUUCAAAGAAAUCCAGUGGAUGACCACUCGUACAUUUGUGUCAGAAAGAAAAACCUUUUGAAACUGAUGUCAAUGUUAGCCAAAUGACCACUCUGCUUCUUUUUUCAUGUCCCAUUGUGUGACUGGAGGUGAUUAUGUUGAACUCGCCUGUGGAUUAAUACUGGAAAUACAAACUAAUCCUAGCAACAGUAGCCUUCCAUUUUUCGAUCAAAACCCAUUUUACAUACAUUGUAGUCAGUCUGUGAGGUGCAGUUGUACCCAGUUUUAAAAUAAAUGCCUGCCUUAAAAGGUACCGUCUGCUUUUCUUAUGU
Syngnathoides biaculeatus (alligator pipefish) is the source of this 4424-nucleotide messenger RNA. Its product is annotated as kelch-like protein 28. The transcript is spliced from 6 exons. Gene Ontology annotation, molecular function: protein binding. NCBI's taxonomy places the organism in Eukaryota, Metazoa, Chordata, Actinopteri, Syngnathiformes, Syngnathidae. The coding region runs from base 43 to 1758 and encodes 571 amino acids. The record is from RefSeq and is a predicted model, not a curated record.